ACGUUGUGACAUCAGCAAGAAUUGCGGGAAAAAUUGUUACGCUAGCGUGUUCGGAAGUAAAGGUUAAUAAGUGAGUGAAUUUUUUUUAUUAAAAUGUCGAUUCGUUUGCAAAUUAAAAAACAACAUAUUGACGGGAAAAAUAACAGCCAGGUGCACUCGGUACCUUGCAAAAUUCAACGCACUGGACCAGCAAACGUUUCCAAGUAUUUUACGCCGUACAUCACAAAAACCGACGAUAAUCAUUUUAAUGCGUCCUUUCGCGGAUACCCUUUGCAUGGAAAAAAAUUGUACGUUCCCGAGGGAUACAAGGGAAUUGUUUUCUUUGAAAAAAAAAAACCUGUGAAUCCUGACUUUAAGAGGACUUUUAACUCUACGGAGUCUUUCACAGAGUUUUCUUACUGGAAUUGGGAUAAACUUCCGUCUAAAAAUGACGCAUUCGACGCUGCGUUAGACUGGGUUGACAUUGCUGAAGCCCUCCACGCUCCGGUUGAAGAGUCAAGUUGAAUUGUUUUAUUUUAAUCGAUAUUCUGUGGCCUUAUGAAGUUUUCUAAUUAUUUUUUAUAUUAUAAGUAAAUAAGUAAGAUUUAAUUAAAUAUUAUUAAAGUAAAAUAAAGAUAAUUUUUAGGA
Molecule: messenger RNA, 627 nt
Organism: Cotesia glomerata
Lineage: Eukaryota; Metazoa; Arthropoda; Insecta; Hymenoptera; Braconidae
Product: ribonuclease H2 subunit C
Exons: 3
Coding region: 94-504 (136 amino acids)
Biological process (GO): RNA catabolic process
Cellular component (GO): ribonuclease H2 complex
Source: RefSeq, a predicted model, not a curated record